GAAAAUGCGAAUUUAAAAACCCAGUUAGCUACCGUCAGCAAAGCUGCCACGGAGAUGGCGGUGCGCCAAAACCCUCCACCGCCACCAGAAAAUGGUGCCAAGAAAAAAAUGAGCUGCCCGGAGGACCCGGAAAAGAAGGGCGGAGCCACAGAAGAACAGGCGGGACUCCACCCAGCAAGCCCGCCCCCUGAGGUGACGUCGCUCCCAACGGCCCCACCUCCGUACCACAGGGAGGGGGCAACGAGCAGGAAUUUAUAUUCGACCCUCCCACCAGAUACAGUAACAACUACAGCAGCCACUCACCCUGUAGCAAUAACCAAGCAAGUAACCAACCCGCAGGGUGCAACCACCACCACCACCCUUGAUGCCAUCAAAGCAUGCGUGGAGAUUUACGGAGGAGAGGACACCAUCACCCUUCGCUGCCUCCUCAACCUGCUCGCUACUCAGCCAGCAGGGAAUCUUUGAAGUCAACUUCCACGACUACAAGCCCUUGUGGAGUCAGUAGCUACAAACCCAGCCGGCAUAUCAAGCCGCCUUACGACAUACCCGGUUGGGCACCAAGGGCCAAGACAUUCCCAAUUCGACUCAUGAAAGGAAUCGAGACUGCCACCCCAGAGGACACCGGAGGAAAGAGCCAUGUUUUGGGUUCCUUCUAAACCACUCCACGCUUACCAAGCAACGGCUACACGUCCUAUGAGAUGCGGGACAAUGACAACUGACACAUAUACUAGGCUACCAACCUCGACCGAUCCCGCCAACCAUUCUGGGCCCUGGAGGCACCCACGCCUAGCAGCGCACUCCGGAUAACACCGCAGACUGCCCCAACAAACAACUACUCAAAGGGGGAAUCUACAAACUAUUCCAACCACUACGACAUUAUGCUCGUAGAUGUACAAAAGACAAUUUUAUUGUUUUUAGUUUUCUUUACUUUAGCAGGCCCAGAACCUGAGACGCGUAGCGACAAGGGACCCAGCCCAGACAGAGAGAGAGAGAAAGUGCCACCGCAGACACCGAAGCCCGGUGUGUGACGUCACCAUGAUGCCUGGCCGUGGUAACUGGAUCUAAACCUUGUUCCACUACAAUUCCUGGUGCAGCAUUAAUAAGUUCUGCCUGUCAUAACAAAACUCUCAACGUUCAUAAACCUAAAAGGGCCUGGGAAGCCUAUGCUUUUUCAGGUAAUUGCGCGCGGUUGUUUGCUCCCGCUCCUUUGGAACUGUUGUGGGCUUGCUCAGACGGUUGCUUAUAUACAACCCUCCCAGCCACACUUUCAGGGAUACAAUGCUUUUGACCACCGUAUCUCUCUGUCCCCUUUGUAUGCCAACACCUCUAGGCCGUCUGGUCCAACAUUGCUCCGCCGUCGCGGGCGGGGGCAAGUCUGGGGUUCCCUCACUUCAGAGAAAAGAGGUAACCAAUUCCUCAACUGGGGACUAGAGGGCAUCUUUGCCUGGGGAAUAAUACCGAUGGGCAGGGCCUGAGUGGUUAUUGCUCAGCUCGCUGAGCAAGUAGAGUUGCUUGCCAAUCAUACCGCUGAUAGCCUAAAUUUAAUCAAUCAUCAGUUACAAGUCACUUCACAAAUGACGAUACAAAACCGUUUAGCAUUAGAUGCUCUUUUAUUUAAAGAAGGCGGACUUUGUCAGUUUUUAAAUCUUUGCCUUGAACAUUGUUGUAUUGGUAUUCCCAAUGUGUCCCUUCCUCUAGAACACCAAAUCACGUCGAUGCGGAAAAUUACAGCAAGAACCAACAAUGUCGCAGGACUAAAAAAGGGAUGGUUAGCCGACCUUUUCGACUGGAUGGGAUGAGAUACAUCAUCUUGGUUAAUGCAUUUACUAACCCUGCUUAUUACCUUGUGCUUGCCAUUAAUUGCGAUAGCCGUUGUUGUGUGUUUAGGUUGUUGUAUCUUACAGCUCAUAAAGAAACGACUAAUGACGCUUUCUGCUUUUGUAUACACCCGCUUGCCAUUAGAUGACUCCAAUGACAACGAGUAUGACGACGAGAACGAGCUAUAGCCUAAAAAACAUGGGAAACCAUUGCAUGCAGGUUAAUUGGAGAAGCUGCUGGAACAACCUGCAAGAAGUUAAUGGUCAACCUAAAACAAUGUUACUACAAGGACUUGGGUCAAACAGCUUUUCAAAUCACAAAGGUUUGCAUGAGAGCAACCCAAAGACAAGUCCGGAGGAAGCCAACAGACAUGAAACCCGGGCAAAGGAGGAUGGUGACUAUUUUGAAGACUCCUCUGUUUUAAAUCAGGAUAGACUGGAACAGAAGACAAGCAAACCCAAUGGCUCUUCUGCCAACGUGGAAGAGAGACAGAAGAAAGUGACUACUAUAUUCUGCUUGACAAAAAAUGAAAAAGAAUUUUAUGUUCCAAGUGAUGAAUCUUGCUCAGCAAGUGUAGCCACACGCCAGAAACAGAAGCGUGCAGUGGAAAUCAAAGAAGAAUGUACACAUAAAAGUCACAGAAGAAUUUCUCAGACAGAUGACAUGAAGGCAUUUCUGACCCACCAAGCUGUUUGUGAAAACUGUGAAGUGAACUUGCCUGGGUUUAGCAACUCUUCAGCUAUGGAGUCAACUGUAGAUAAUGAGGAGGACAUGUAUCGUGAUGCAGAAGAAAUAGAGAGAGAAAAAGUAUUACUUGUUUGUGAGAGAGGCUCCACAGAAAAUAAGCUAAGUGUUGCACCUGAAAUGGAUAUCGUGGAGUACUGCCAAAAAGAAUGGAGAGGAAAUACACCAGUGGCAAAACUUAUGAAAAAGCUUCCUGAAAAGCUGCUGAGCAAAUAUGACUGGAUCAAAGACUGGCAGCACAGAGGAAAACUGGGGAGAAAGAUGAGAGAAAUUGGUGAUGAAAUUAAGGAAUAUUUAGGACUACUAAGGAAGAAGUGGAAGAGUGUAAGUGAAAUGAAGACACCCAUGGAGAAGCAAGGUGCUUGCAAUGAAUUGUUUAAAAACGAAGAGGAGGAAUAUUGCCUUUAUGAAGCCGUGAAAUUUUUGAUGCUGAAUACAGCCAUUGAAUUAUACAAUGAUAAUAAAGAAGGAAAGAAUGUACCUGUGUUCUCAUGGCUAUUGUUUGCUCGGGAUACAUCCAGCAAUCCUAAGCAAUUAAUGAAUAAUCACUUGAAUCACAUUGGUCACACUGGAGGCCUGGAACAGGUGGAAAUGUUUCUUCUUGCAUAUGCUCUGCGACAUACCAUCAAAGUUUAUAGACUAUAUAAAUACAGCACUGAUGAAUUCAUCACACAUUAUCCCAAUGACCCAGAGGAAGACUGGCCUGUAGUGACUCUUAUAACCGAAGAUGACAGACAUUAUAAUAUUCCAGUUGGAAUGUGUGAGGAGACUGCCGUGUAAACAUAUUAUUUUGGCAGGCUGGCAAAUUUUGGAUGAUCAGAUUUCCAGUACUAUUUAAAAAAAAAAAAAAAAAAAUGGUGGGCGGGCCAUGAUGAGGUUUAUGUGAUUAAAUCUUCAGUACUUUGUUUCUUGAGUUGCAGAGGUUUGAACUGAAAUGCCAGAUAGGAGCUCCCUGAAAGUGAGGAGUAGGAAAUUGUACAAGCUUUUAUUCUUGUGUGUAAAAGAAUUUGAAUGGAGCUCUUUGGAACAGAUCUCUGAAAGGGAUUGUAUUUAUAAAAAUGCAGAACUUGCUAGGUAACUUCCUUAAAGAAGGUUUGUUUGGCUCAGUGGUGAGAGGGCCCUCAGCAUGAAAGCUUAGCUCAAAAAUUACUAUAGCAAUGAUUAAAUGAAAUUGCUGUUUCAUGGACAGUGAAUUUUAAUACUGCUCUUACAGGUUGUUUAGAAGUAAUUUGUAUGAAUGGUAGAAAUUUGGUGAUGGUAUACGUGCCAUUUAUCUUACAUUAGUAAGGAGGUGUUUAUUUAAAAUAAACAUUCAGGGCUGUUCUUUGAUGGCUGUCUAUUUCUAGAAGCUAGGGAUCUGGUAUGCUGGAAAUUAAUUUGGCGGGGCGGAGGUUUUCUUCCCAAAGGGAGCAUGGCAAACGGAUUUAGUAAUUACGAGGGUACAGAGCAGUUUUCCCCUAGGUCAUCUCUAUGAGUCCUACUGAGCUCAGUGUUUUCUGAAAGUCAUUAACACUUCCAGUCGUAUUUUGAAAUAUGAUAGCAUCAGUCUAUUUCUCUUCGAGUAUCUGUCCAUAUCACAAAUGUUCGUAACAUAGUUGGCAUCCUUAUUUUAAGCCUCUGUGAAGAAGUAAAGGAUAUGAAUGAACAGUGAUAGCACUAGACACUGGGGUAAAUUUGAAGCCAGUGCAUAUACGAUGUUACUUCUGCUACACUUUUGUCUGAAGUUUUUCUUGCAUGGGACAUAGUGCUUUUGAUCAGUCACCUUUCACAAGCAUUAAAUUUACUGUUUAAAAAAUGAAUGGGAGGAGGAAUGCUGUGCUCUGCAGUCAUGUCAUAAUUGAAAGGUUUUCUGUCUUCACCCUGUGAAUUAGUUUAAAACUGAAAUAAGGCUUCUAGUUUCUUUCAGAACAGGAGAUAUGUAGAGUUUUAAUGGAAUGAAAAUCAGACAUUGUGAUAUAAGCGCCUCUGCCCCUUCUGAAUGGUUGGUUUUCUUAACAGGGUUGCGUAAAGAAGAAUUUUUUUUUAAAGAAGUCUUGACAUCAGUGCUGUAACGAGUUCUGUGCUGUUCUGCUUCAAAUUAGAUUAGUCUUUAAACUUGCCCUUUUGAGAGUAUUUACUACACCAAUCAGUAAAUACUGGCCUCACCAUCAUGUGCACUGUAAGCCUAUGAUAUAUCAUUUUGUUACCUCUAUCCUUUUUUAAAUAAUUAGCAUGGUGCUUUGUGUCAAAAUGGUUCCUAGAAACCACAUGGAAAUAAUAAAUUAAAAAUGCUGUAUCUUGA
Messenger RNA from Alligator mississippiensis (American alligator), 4843 nucleotides. It is a transcript of the gene OTULIN, whose product is annotated as OTU deubiquitinase with linear linkage specificity. Bases 1963 to 3342 code for a protein of 459 amino acids. Lineage: Eukaryota; Metazoa; Chordata; Crocodylia; Alligatoridae. The transcript has 8 exons. Gene Ontology annotation, biological process: protein linear deubiquitination. The record is from RefSeq and is a predicted model, not a curated record. Gene Ontology annotation, molecular function: cysteine-type deubiquitinase activity.